Molecule: messenger RNA, 660 nt
Organism: Plasmodium relictum
Lineage: Eukaryota; Apicomplexa; Aconoidasida; Haemosporida; Plasmodiidae
Product: 60S ribosomal protein L10, putative
Exons: 1
Coding region: 1-660 (219 amino acids)
Biological process (GO): translation; ribosomal large subunit assembly
Cellular component (GO): ribosome; cytosolic large ribosomal subunit
Molecular function (GO): structural constituent of ribosome
Source: RefSeq, a predicted model, not a curated record
AUGGGAAGAAGACCAGCUAGGUGUUAUAGAUAUUGUAAAAAUAAACCUUAUCCCAAGAGUAGAUAUUGCAGAGGUGUUCCUGAUCCCAAGAUAAGAAUUUAUGACAUGGGAAAAAAAAAAGCAGAUGUAAAUGAAUUUAGUGGAGUUGUACAUUUAGUUUCAUAUGAAUAUGAACAAAUAUCAUCUGAAGCAUUAGAAGCUGCACGUAUUUGUGCAAAUAAAUAUAUGAUAACAAAUUGUGGUAAAGAUAAUUUUCAUUUAAGAAUAAGAGUACAUCCAUUUCAUGUUUUAAGGAUAAAUAAAAUGUUGUCAUGUGCCGGAGCUGAUAGACUUCAAACAGGUAUGAGAGGAGCAUUUGGAAAACCUAAUGGAGUUGUAGCAAGGGUAGAUAUUGGCCAGGUUUUGCUUUCUAUUAGAACAAAAGAAAAUUUUGUUCCCAAAGCAGCUGAAGCUUUAAGGAGAGCAAAAUAUAAAUUUCCUGGAAGGCAGAAAGUUUUUAUUAGUAAUAAAUGGGGAUUUACUAAAUUUUCAAAAGAUGAAUAUCAAGAAUAUAAAAAAAAAGGAAGAAUUAUUUCUGAUGGUGUUAGUUGUAAAUUUAUCAGAGAAAAAGGUCCAUUAGAAAAAAUAUAUAAAGAUAUAAACACAAUCAUAGAAUCAUAA